Messenger RNA from Rhizoctonia solani, 333 nucleotides. RefSeq lists its product as uncharacterized. The record is from RefSeq and is a predicted model, not a curated record. The transcript is spliced from 2 exons. The coding region runs from base 1 to 333 and encodes 110 amino acids. Lineage: Eukaryota; Fungi; Basidiomycota; Agaricomycetes; Cantharellales; Ceratobasidiaceae.
AUGUCUCCUACAUUUCGCCCCACGCGACUACCCAACAUUAGUCAACUUGACGCCGGGCUCACAUCUCAUUUCGCUCAGCCUGAUGCGAUUCGUCCCGUCCUCGGCCUCCCGGGCCCUGCGGCCAAAGUUCGGCGACAUUCACUCCCAUAUUCCGAUCCUCUCUUCAAAUCCUCCGCCCAGGUCUUGUCUGCCCCCUUCGGAACGCCGUUACCGUCAGCGCGAUAUGACCCAUACCGCUUGAAGAAUCCAUAUCUUACGGCUCACCGAGGUCCCGACCGGCGUUUUGCAAUUUUACAGCAUUACCCCUUGGCCCUUGCUCGUAUGCACGCAUAA